Molecule: messenger RNA, 3850 nt
Organism: Pelagomonas calceolata
Lineage: Eukaryota; Pelagophyceae; Pelagomonadales; Pelagomonadaceae
Source: the annotation of a GenBank genome assembly
AGUCUUUGUUGGUGCCGCAAACGCAACGCAAACGCACGCGCAAGCGCUUGUGGUCCUAGGAACGAGGAGCAUGAACAUGCUAUUCUGACGUGCUGACCGCUGUGCACAGCAAUGAGGGCAGCCGUCGCACUGAUAUUGAUAGGGGCAGCCGACGCAGGAUGCUACGACUACAUGGCCUGCGGGCAGUGCCCCGAAGGCUGCGUCUGGUGUCCCUAUGACUUAAUCUGCGCGCCGGAGAACAACGUCCCGACGGGGUCGUCUUUAUACCUAAGCGGCUACACCGCGAUCACCUGUGAUGCGGACGACUACGUCGACGAGUGCCCGGAACGCGACGACCCGUUGCCAGACCCGUACUACGAGGCCGCGGCCUGGUACCUGGAGGCCAUACGGGCCCCGGAGGCCUGGGCCGCGGGCUACACUGGUAGUGGUGUCCAGAUCUUGGUGAAUGACAACGGUGUGGACAACAAUCAUCCCGACUUGUCGAAGCUAGAUACAUCAGCCUCUUGUAGUUCAUACGCACCUCACGGUAAUGACGCCCACGGCACGGCCUGCGCUUCUCUCGCAUUAGCCUCCUCCAAUUCAGAAGCGGGCGUCGGCGUCGCCUACAACAGUGGACUAGCGUCGUGCACGAUGAUGGGCGACGACGCCGUCACCGGUUUAAGUUUCUUAACGUACAAGUACGACAAGAACGACAUUUCGUCGAAUUCCUGGGGCAUUGAUCAAUGUGACUACAUCGACAGUAGUACGAGCUGCCCAUUUGACUGUCCGAACGUCGGGAGUAACUGGUGCCCCUGUGCGGCCUGUGAUGGCGACGACUGGUCGUCUAGGGAUCUCUCCCAAGGUUGCGAGAAUACCGUCGUGGACUACUGCUACUAUUUUUUCGAAGACGACGUUGACGCGUGUCUGGAGCUCGACCACUACUUCGUGCAGUGCGGCUUCGGCCAACUGUCGUCAACAGCGCACGACGUCCUAGAAGACGGCGUCAAGAACGGGAGAGGCGGCAAGGGCAUGGUCCUCGUGUUCGCGGCGGGCAACGAAUUUCGCAAGGGUGAUGACGUGAACUAUGAGGGCUACCUCAACUCGAGGUUCACGAUCUCUGUUGGUAGUGUGGGUCAAGACCUGAAACAUGCUAGGUACUCGUCGAGCGGUGCUCCCGUGUUUAUUUCGGCCCCAGGAGGCGAUUGGGAGAACUAUCACCUCAUUUUUGCCGCGAAGCCGCUGUCGAUGAACGCCCCGGACGACUGCGGCGAUUCGGGCGCGGGGACGUCGUAUGCCGCUCCCCUUGUAAGUGGAGUUGUGGCGCUGAUGCUCGAGGCGAACUCAGACUUAGGCUGGAGGGACGUGCAAGGGGUGUUGGCUGCGACGGCGUCGAGACCGCAUGAGGACAGCGAAGAUGAGUGGGAGACGAACCAGGCCGGUGUGAAACAUAGCUACAAGUACGGUUUCGGUGUAGUUGAUGCGUAUGAGGCUGUCAUGACCGCAAAGUCGUGGUCAAAUUGGGGCAGCGAGAUCACCCUUGUAACGUCCACUUCCACUAAUAGUGUGAUAGAAGACUGUUGCGGGAACUGGGUCGAGUCCACCUCUGUCGAGUUUGGUUCUCAUGACUUUGUGAUAGAGAGCGUUAGUGUAUAUGUGACGAUCGAACACCCGCGGCGCGGCGAUCUGAGAAUUGAAUUGGAAAGAGAUGGUGUCGUAUCACUACUGACGGACGACAAACUGGAAAGAGGCACGCGCUACACUCAUCAUAAAUACACAACAUUGAGGCAUUGGGGCGAGCGCGCCGAUCAAGGAGCGUUCACGCUGCGGGUCGCCGACAUGCGGGAAGGUUCGGGAGACGACGACGACCUCGGCCAGGAUACGUCCUUCUACUACUACGAUGAUGAUGGAGACGACGACGGGAUAUUAGUGAGCUGGACGCUGCAGCUGUACGGCCACGAUGCCGACCUGUCGACGCCGUGGACGCCGCAGCCCACACCACAAGCGGUCGGCUGCGAUCGCGUCGAAGUCGACGGUUUUGAGUAUCAGCCCGCCGACGGCAUUUAUGGGAGAGCGGGGGAGUGCGAGGGCGUGGCCAUGUACGAGGAUAAUGGGAUAUAUUUAUGGUGGAUGGACUCUUACUGGUACAUCGGGAACGACCCCUGCCAGGACGACUACGCCGCGGCCUACGUCUAUGAUGAUAACGCGGACCUUGUGAACCUGAUGGGGACGUGGACCGAGUACCAGGGCUCGCCGGGCUGGCGCGCGAACGCCGACGUCGUGGCCACGUGCCGCGUCGACACGCCGGCCCCGACGCCGGCCACGCCGGAACCGACGCCCGAACCCUCGCCGGAACCUACUUAUUCUCCGACGACGCCCCAGCCGUCGCCCGCGCCGUCGACGCCGGCGCCGUCGCCGUCGCCGACGCACCGGCCCACCUACUCUCCAACGACCCCUGAGCCCUCCGUGUCGCCGUCCCCGGAGCCUACGCCUCGGCCAACACCAACACCGACGCCGGAGCCCUCUGUCACUCCGACGCCCCGGCCGACGCCCGCGCCGUCCGUAUCUCCGACGCCCUCACCCACGGUCUCGCACCAGCCCACGCCGCAGCCGACGCCCAGACCUACUCCGAGACCCACCCCAAUGCCGACGCCGCGCCCUACACCUACGCCGACCACGCCUCAACCGAGCCCGCGGCCGACGCUGAGGCCGACACCUCGACCCACGCCGACGCCGACGCCGCUGCCGACCACAUGGCAGCCCACAGCCGAGCCGUCGCUGAGGCCGACACCUCGCCCGAGCUACCGGCCCACGCGCUCGCCGACGCCGCAGCCAUCCCCCUCGCCGACGGUACCGCCCGGCGACCCCACCGCCAGCCCGGUCUUCGCGCCGACGCCGCAGCCGUCCCGGACGCCGACGCUGCGCCCCUCGCCGCGCCCGACGCCCGCGCCGACACCCUUGCGGCCUACCCUGCGACCGUCGCCGCGGCCGACGGCCGCCGCGCCGACGUUCGCGCCGUCGCCGAUCCCCUACGUCGUGACGGGCGGCCUCUCGUUCUCCGGCGUGAGCCUGGCAGAAGCUCUGGAAGCCGAGGCAGUGUUUGUGGUCGCGGUCGCGAUCCUGUGUGGCGUCGAUGAAAAUGCGGUGACCGUGACGAUAUCGGCGGCGGCGAGAAGGCUUCUGGAAGAGGCGUUGCUUCCCGGGCGGAGCCCCGGGGCGCCCAUGCGCCGCAAGAGCGACUACGUACCCACGGCGAAGCCGACGACGUCGUCGCCGACGCUGCAGCCGACGAACUACGCGCCCACGGCAGCGCCGACGUCAGUGCCAGAAGGCGGCGUCGUGGUCGCCUACGAGGUCGCGGUGCCGUCUCUGUCAGAGGCGGAGGCCGUCUCCUCGACCAUUUCAUCCACAACGGUGGCGGACGUCGACGCAGCAGUGGCGACGGCGGUCACGGCAAAUAAUGAGACGCUCGCAGUCGUCGCCACGGCCGUCGGCGCCGUGGACUUCGCCGCGACGCGCACCAGGGCGCCGACCGCAGUACCGCUCCCGGGCGACGAUGCCUCCUCCAGUGCAUCGAGCGGCGGCGUCGACGCGGCCACGCUGGGCGGUGCGGCGGCCGCCGGCGCCGUACUCUUGUUGGCGGUCGUGGCCUACGUCGUCUACCGCCGCCGUACCGUCGUUGCGAAGGAGGAGGAGGAGAGGUCUCCGCGGAAUUCGCCCCGCAUCGACGUGGAGGAGGGCGUGGACCUCAAGGCGGUCAAGGCCGCCGCGCGGGCGCAGCUGGCCCAGACGUUGGCCGACGAGCCGCCGCCGCCGCCGCCUUCUCGUUUGUGAUAUUGCUUAUCGUGUUAUCGAGGUAAGAGUCUGUACCUUA